This is a messenger RNA of Mycena indigotica, 1647 nucleotides long. RefSeq lists its product as uncharacterized. The transcript has 3 exons. The coding region runs from base 1 to 1647 and encodes 548 amino acids. Lineage: Eukaryota; Fungi; Basidiomycota; Agaricomycetes; Agaricales; Mycenaceae. The record is from RefSeq and is a predicted model, not a curated record.
AUGCUGCAGAACGCAGUUGGACCAAACAUAGAUAGUACACCCCCGCAACUUGAAACUCUUCAUCGAUGCUUUCGGAUUCCGGAAAUUAUCCUCCAAGUGUUCGCAGCAGUGUCGGUGCAGGACUCUCCAAACGCGACGUUGGCUGCGUUGGCUCGGACAUGCCGCCUAUUCGAACAACCGGCGCUUGAAUAUCUCUGGAGCGAUCCCGGCACUCACACGCUUGACUACGUUCUCAAUUGCCUCCCCCAUGGCCUCUUUACUGGGAACCGAUAUCAUGAUGUAUUGUCCCUUUCUCGCGCCAUUCGGUCGAGCGACUGGGAACGGCCGCGCCGCUACUGCAAUCUUGUCCGCACUCUGUCUGUGUCGUAUGGCAAAACACACAAACAGUUGGCUACGCUUGGGCAGUUCUACCCCGAGCUCUGCCUUUUCCCUCAACUUCGACAACUUGUAAUCUGUGGCUAUGACACCAUGCAUCUCCAGGAACCUCUUUUACGAACGCUCUUGUCGCCGACGCUCAAGCACAUCGAACUGGAUGAAGUCUAUUUGCAGACAAUUUCCCUCUUUCCAAUCAUCAUCCAUCGUGCUCCGCAACUCACUACACUCAUCUUUGAUGCAUAUCCGGGACUCAACGGGCCAAUCGACCACGCCGAGGCACUAUCUGAACUUCUCCAGAGCCUCCACCAUCUUCAGGUCCUGACACUGGCUCACACGGAUGAUACUAUGUUGUCUCAUGUGUCUCGGCUCAGAAAGUUGAGAAAACUUACCAUUAACAGAUUGGACCUGCCAGUAGCUUCUCAGAGCACAACUCUACAGGCGCUCGACAGUUUGGGCACCUUCCCUUCUCUCGAGACACUUUCCGUCGCAAGGGUGAACCUCCGCGCACUUACAGCAGUUAUCCAACUUAUCCGAAUCUCCCCUCUUCGCAAACUUGAUAUUUGCCCCCUUCCUGAGUCUCACCUCACCACAGCAGACACGACCGCAUUCUGUCGAAGCGUCGGAGCCUACAUCAACAGGCAAACCCUCCAACAAUUCGACUACCAGCUUCGCUCGCAUCAUCGCUACCCCGUGUCUUUAGUUCACGUAGACAUCUCAGCGGAUGCAUUCCGAUCUUUGCAAGAUUUUCCGGGCUUGACACAUCUGUAUAUGCAGUGUGACGGAAAAUACAGUGUUAACGACGGCCUUAUGGACGACCUUGCGCGCUCCUGGCCAGCACUGGAAACCUUCACACUUUGUCCCUCAAAGACCAAUUCGGCCCGGAAGACCAUAAAGCUGACCCUGGUGUCCCUCGUGGCCUUCGCAACACACUGCUCCCGCCUCGUCGCCCUCAACAUGUCCUUCGACGCCACAGCGUUGCCGUCAACUAUGGCUGUCGAUGGCUCCGGCGAGCCCGUCAUUCAGACCUCGCUCGUACGCCUGUCCACCGGCUACUCUCCCAUCCGUGACCCUGUCAAAGUUGCGCAUUUCCUUUCUCGCCUCUUCCCCCGCCUCGACCUGAUCAAGAGCUCGCAUUGUGUCGACUCGGACUCGGAUGACAGCGACAGUGUGAGCGAGUCAGCGCCACACCCGGGCCGCCCACACGGUUCCAAACUAUAUGCCGCUUGCUGGAAGGAUGUUGCGGCAAAGCUUGCUGCCGCUACCGCCACUUGA